CGAAGAAGAAUCCCUCGGGCUUUCUGGAAAGGUGUCUUCAGCGCACUGUGUUGCUACAACAUCUGAUGCUCCCCAGCGUCCUCCGCUGUGUUCGGCCUGUCUUUGCCAGCCGUCUGUCUCACUUCAGAUCGCACAUGGAUCCAGACUCAGGCCGACCCAUCGAGAGAACCAUCAGGUCCAAACUGACUGAGGCGCUCAAGCCUGAACAUUUGGAGGUCCACAAUGAGAGCCACAUGCACUCUGUGCCACCCGGCUCUGAAUCUCAUUUUCGCGUCCUGGUUGUCAGCUCCCAGUUUGAGGGACUGUCCUUGUUACAGCGCCACCGACUGGUUAAUGAGGCUCUGCAUGAAGAAUUGAGCAGCUACAUUCACGCACUAGCAAUCCAGGCAAAAACACCUCAACAGUGGGAGAGUAACCCCACUCCAGCUAAGAGCCCAGCCUGCAUGGGAGGCUCAAAGGGCGAUCACACAAUGGAGGAGAAACUGAAGGCGGGCAGUGAGUGAGGCGUUAGACUCGACUGCAAAAAA
Molecule: messenger RNA, 527 nt
Organism: Thalassophryne amazonica
Lineage: Eukaryota; Metazoa; Chordata; Actinopteri; Batrachoidiformes; Batrachoididae
Gene: bola1
Product: bolA family member 1
Exons: 2
Coding region: 66-503 (145 amino acids)
Cellular component (GO): mitochondrion
Source: RefSeq, a predicted model, not a curated record